This is a messenger RNA of Sarcophilus harrisii (Tasmanian devil), 2480 nucleotides long. RefSeq names its product ubiquitin specific peptidase 14 (gene USP14). Gene Ontology annotation, biological process: protein deubiquitination; proteasome-mediated ubiquitin-dependent protein catabolic process; regulation of proteasomal protein catabolic process. The transcript is spliced from 16 exons. The record is from RefSeq and is a predicted model, not a curated record. NCBI's taxonomy places the organism in Eukaryota, Metazoa, Chordata, Mammalia, Dasyuromorphia, Dasyuridae. Gene Ontology annotation, molecular function: protein binding; cysteine-type deubiquitinase activity; proteasome binding. The coding region runs from base 334 to 1821 and encodes 495 amino acids.
CCCUCCCUGCCUCCCUUCCCACCUUCUCUCUUUCCUUCCCCCUCCCUCUUCCUGGCGCUCUCUCCCUCGUUCUCCUCCCUUUCCUCCCCCCUCCCUCCCGGGCUCUCCUCCCCUAAGAUCUCCUGGGCCUGGCGAACGGCGUGUUGCUGCGUCAUCGUCAGGGGCCGGUUUGAAUGAGACUCAAGAGUCGCGCCGCCGCCGCCGCCGCCGGAUCUCCAGCCCAGCCCGAGCCGCUACCGCCGCAGCCGCAGCCUCUCCUGCUCCUCUUCGUUUUCCUUCCCUUCCUCUGUAGCCCCAGGUCCCGGCCUUCCUGUGCCGUUGCUUCCCUCAGCCAUGCCGCUCUUCUCAGUUAAUGUAAAAUGGGGAAAAGAGAAGUUUGAUGGUGUGGAACUGAAUACUGAUGAACCUCCCAUGGUAUUCAAGGCUCAGCUUUUUGCACUGACUGGAGUCCAACCUGCUAGACAGAAAGUUAUGGUGAAAGGAGGCACUCUGAAGGAUGACGAUUGGGGAAACCUCAAGAUAAAGAGUGGAAUGACUCUGUUAAUGAUGGGAUCAGCAGAUGCUUUGCCUGAGGAACCUGUAGCUAGAACUGUUUUCGUAGAAGACAUGACGGAAGAACAGCUAGCAUCUGCUAUGGAAUUGCCGUGUGGAUUGACAAAUCUUGGUAACACUUGUUACAUGAAUGCUACAGUUCAGUGUAUCCGCUCUGUGCCAGAACUUAAAGAUGCCCUUAAAAGGUAUGCAGGUGCCUUGCGAGCUUCGGGGGAAAUGGCAUCGGCACAAUAUAUCACUGCAGCCCUUAGAGAUUUGUUUGAUUCCAUGGACAAAACUUCCUCCAGUAUACCACCUAUUAUUCUGCUGCAGUUUUUGCAUAUGGCUUUCCCACAGUUUGCAGAGAAGGGUGAUCAAGGACAGUAUCUUCAGCAGGAUGCUAAUGAAUGUUGGGUACAAAUGAUGCGAGUGUUGCAACAAAAACUGGAAGCUUUAGAAGGUGAUUCUGUUAUGGAGACAGAAAAUGCAUCAUCAUCUGCAGCCCAAGCACCUACUAAAAAGAAAAGUUUAAUCGAUCAGUUCUUUGGUGUUGAGUUUGAAACUACAAUGAAAUGUACAGAGGCUGAAGAAGAGGAAGCCACUAAAGGGAAAGAAAACCAGCUCCAGCUCAGCUGUUUUAUCAAUCAAGAAGUCAAGUAUCUGUUUACAGGACUUAAAUUGAGACUUCAGGAAGAAAUUACCAAACAGUCUCCAACAUUGCAACGAAAUGCUUUGUACAUAAAAUCUUCCAAGAUUAGCCGACUGCCUGCUUACCUUACUAUUCAGAUGGUUCGAUUUUUUUACAAAGAGAAGGAAUCUGUGAAUGCCAAAGUUCUUAAGGACGUAAAAUUUCCUCUUAUGUUGGAUGUAUAUGAACUAUGUACACCAGAACUUCAAGAAAAAAUGGUAUCCUUUCGGUCAAAAUUCAAGGAUCUAGAAGACAAAAAAGUAAAUCAACAGCCAAAGACAUUUAGCAAAAGUGGUGGUGCACAGAAAGAAGUUAAAUAUGAGCCAUUUUCUUUUCCUGAUGAUAUUGGCUCUAAUAACUGUGGUUAUUAUGAUUUACAAGCAGUGCUAACACAUCAGGGAAGGUCUAGUUCGUCAGGCCAUUAUGUAUCAUGGGUGAAAAGGAAACAAGAUGAAUGGAUUAAGUUUGAUGAUGAUAAGGUCAGCAUUGUUACACCAGAAGAUAUCUUGCGGUUAUCUGGUGGUGGAGAUUGGCACAUAGCUUAUGUUCUAUUAUAUGGGCCUCGCAGAGUUGAAGUAAUUGAAGAAGAAACUUCACAAUAAUCUUCAUCUUAGCUAUCUCUGACUAGGUGUGGAAUAAAUGUUGUUCGUUGAUCAUUUCUAAACCCCAGAGCUUUAGAAGAAAUUUUAGGUGGUUCUACAUGGUUUCCCCUCAUGUGGAGCCAAGAGGGUGAAAUCAGACUUGAAAUUUGUUCCAUGUAUUAACAAAACUAAAAACAGGAUACACAGAAAAGAGAGUUUAUCUUUGGACUCUGCUGCCCCUGUAUCAAAGUAGCAAACAGGAAGACUUUUUUUUUUUUAAAGGCUUAUUUCUUGUGUAAUUUUUUAAAAAAUUCUAAAUGGAAAUGCCUUUCAACCACUACCUUGUCCUAGUUUUUAAUUUCUCUUUCUGCCUUUUCCAGUCCAAGAUUCAGCAAUCAGAUAUUUAUUGCACACCUAUUAUUCCAUCAUUUGUUGUUAUUCUUGCAUGGUUCAGACCACCAUUCAAUAGCUGCCCAUCCUUUUGCCUUAUCUAACAAAGUUUUGCCAGAAGGUGGAAGGGAGAAUGUUGCCCUUGUUGUGUAACUCAGUGCUGCUGCCCAUAGCCCAUGGAAACAUGGCUACAAUCAAGUAUUUGUCCAGCCUGACCUGCUGACUCAGUCUGUUCUGUUGCUGGCAUUUCAUGACUUCAAAAUAAAUUGUGAUCAAUAACAGUACCUCUA